UUUACAGCGAGUUUCUAAUGUCGACAUUUCCUUCUUAGGCUUUAAAAUGACGCCAAAAUAGUGCAAAACAGGAAAAUAAUAUCACAGCUAAAACAGCACAUAGGCCAUACAUUUAAAAAGGUUAUAUUAAAAAUGAAUACUUAUUAUUUUGUUGUAUUACUUUUGUAGGCCUUUAGUGGCAUUCAGUUUUAGUUAAAUAAAUAAUUUAGUUAGUAGACUGUAGUAACUUUUAACAACUUCAAGACAAUUAUAAUUAAUGAUUUUAUUUUGGGCUGUUCUGGAUUUAAGAAAUUAUAUAAUUGACUAAUUGAUUAGUUGAUUUAAUCGACUUUAAAACUAAGUUUCUUCACAAAAACGCACGCAAAAGCACCAAUUAAAAGCUUGUGUUUAGCAGCUAUGUGCUCUCAGUUAAUCGUAAUUAAAAAAAGGAGUCAUUCAGCAUAAAAGAGCAUUAAAAAAUGAUAGCAGACUAAAGAGUUCUUAGUCAUCAACAACUAUAAAGACCAAUAAUAAUGUAUGCUUUUCAUCUGACUGUUCUGGAUUUAAGAAAUUCUUUAGUUAAGCAUACAAAAUAAUAGAGGACAGAGACAAAAGACAGUAACUUUCGACUAAUCGACUAAGAGGGGGGAGUCCUAUAAUAUACUUUUUGUCAUGGAUAAUGCAAUAAAUAAAUAAAUAACAAGAUAUAGAUUUUUGUCAAAGGAUUUUGACCCCUGAACCCUGUUUCUGAUAAAAUGUGCUAAUAAAUCAUAAUAAUCAGGAGUAAAUAAGUUAUAACGUGCUACCUAUUUUCUAUUAUUUGGAGGUCAACGUAAUUAUAAAAUUUAAAACACUAAAUCCUCAUUAUGAGUCAUUAUUAUUCCUAUGACAUUAUGUUUGACUUUUUUUAAAUUUUUGGCCAGUAAUGUGUCACAGUGAGCUGCUCUCACACCGCAGACUGAAAAUGUGUCCUGAUGUUUGUGUUCUUAUCAGAUGGAUGAGCGAGUUUGAUUGAAGUAUUUGUCAUGUAAAUGCGAGCCGUUUGAUGGACGAGCCCGCAGACCUGACAGAGCGCUGUAGGUCCUUUGCCAUUGGCGUUUAGCGGGUCACAUGGUGUGUCAGGAAGGUGAUAUGAGGGUGGAAGGCAGUUUUACAGCUUUGACAUACUAUCUAGAAGGUUAGGGCACAGGGAGCACCGAUUAAUGACUGCUCAGUCUUGAUCAGCCGUGAACAAACAAAAGGCCCGAGUCCAGGAUGAACUCCUACUUAGACUACCCCGUGUGCAACAGGGGAGCAAAUAUUUUCAGUGCCAAGGCCGGAUACCACAACUUAAACCAUGGAUACAUGUCGUCCAACUCCUGCGCAACAAGUGAUAGUUACGCACCGGACGGGCGGUUAGUUGCUGCAACUUCUGCGCCACAUCAGAGCCCCAACCUCCCUCUGCACCACCAGACACACGUCAACCUGGACCUGCAGUUCGCAGCGCCGGGGAGCUCCAUGUACGGCUCGCCUUUGGAGUACGGACACCACCAGUACGGCCUCGCCCCCGAGCAGGACCGGAGCUACAUCCACGCACAGGUUUCCCCCCUCGGGACCAACAUGGCUCCCUACACCGGGGACAGCUGCGGGCCCGGAGUGGCGACAGGCGGCCAGUAUCUUCACUUUGGAAACGGGGAUCAGAGGCAGCAAGAAUACCCAGAGAGUGUUUACACUCGGUUACCGGCCCAGAGCAAGGAGAAGGACCUGGAGCAUGUGGAGGAAACUUCUAAAACAUUUGACUGGAUGAAAGUGAAGCGGAAUCCACCUAAAACAGCGGUCCUGUCGGAGUUCGGGGUCCCCGGCCAGCACAACGUGAUCCGCACCAACUUCACCACCAAGCAGCUGACCGAGCUGGAGAAGGAGUUCCACUUCAACAAGUACCUGACGCGGGCGCGGAGGGUGGAGGUGGCAGCCAGCCUGGAGCUGAACGAGACGCAGGUGAAAAUCUGGUUUCAGAACCGCAGGAUGAAGCAGAAGAAACGCGAGAAACUGGGCUGCGCUUUGGUCAGCAGCAGCGCGGCACCUGUGGAGAAACUCUCCGGGCCCGACUCCUCUCCAAAAGGGAAAGGGAAAGACUGUGAAGCAUGA
Centropristis striata (black sea bass) is the source of this 2106-nucleotide messenger RNA. It is a transcript of the gene hoxb1b, whose product is annotated as homeobox B1b. The transcript is spliced from 2 exons. The record is from RefSeq and is a predicted model, not a curated record. Gene Ontology annotation, cellular component: nucleus. Gene Ontology annotation, biological process: regulation of transcription by RNA polymerase II. Bases 1234 to 2106 code for a protein of 290 amino acids. Gene Ontology annotation, molecular function: RNA polymerase II cis-regulatory region sequence-specific DNA binding; DNA-binding transcription factor activity, RNA polymerase II-specific. NCBI's taxonomy places the organism in Eukaryota, Metazoa, Chordata, Actinopteri, Perciformes, Serranidae.